This is a messenger RNA of Neodiprion virginianus, 7777 nucleotides long. RefSeq names its product sodium- and chloride-dependent GABA transporter ine-like (gene ine). The record is from RefSeq and is a predicted model, not a curated record. The coding region runs from base 668 to 3286 and encodes 872 amino acids. Gene Ontology annotation, cellular component: membrane. Gene Ontology annotation, biological process: sodium ion transmembrane transport. The transcript has 11 exons. NCBI's taxonomy places the organism in Eukaryota, Metazoa, Arthropoda, Insecta, Hymenoptera, Diprionidae.
UGCUACGAUCGCGUCCGUCUCUUCGCCGGGACGAGGAAACGGUGCCGCAGGCGCGCUUUAUAAUAUCAUUAUCUUGCUCCGGAUUGCACGGGAAACGGAGGGAGAAGAACGCGACGCUCUCCUCCGUCAUUCAUUGUCUGCCAGUCAGUCAGUCAGUCAGUCAGUCAGUCAGUCAGUCAGUCAGUUGGACGGACGACUACCGGGUGGUUGGUUGACGGUCCGUUGGUGAUUCCCAUCAGGUCGACAGGUGUAGGCGGGCAUACACGUGAGUGUUGGUGAGUGCUGUAACGGGCGUAAUGAUGUCUUUUACACCAUUGAGAGCCAUGACUCAAGCGAUCGACGCUCCGCAUCGCCGCGUAUUGUGACGACGAGCCUGCUUCAUUCGGCACUAGAUCGACAGCGGCAAUCUCGUUAUCGAGAAAAAAUAUACGAUCUUUCACUUGUAUGGAAUAUUAUUGCCAUGUGUUCGAAUAUUCGAUAGUGUCGAGAGAUUGGUCAAACGCAGGCUACUGCGAGACGUCGUAUACGUAACACCGCGCUGAUACUUCUGAUAAACGAGAUUGUAGUUUUUUGUUUUUUUUUCCGUUUACUCGUCGAGAUAAAUAUAUCGUCUUACACCGGAACCGACAUAGAUUGCUAAUUUCGUGUUGAAAUGAAAGACUGAGAAAUGGAGUCCUCGAAUUCAAACGGUAACGGGGCAACGAUGAUCAGCGACAACAAAGCCAGUCUUCUCAAGCAACACGCCAACAACAACCGGCUGAAUGUGAUCGGUAAACAAAACAACAUGCGAAAGAUGAGCACUAUGCCGGAAGAGGACGGUUCAGACGCUGACCCAGACGCCGUGAGUCUGCAGCCGAUCCACCAGCAUCAGCAAGAUCCGGACUCGGACUCGCCGAGCGAAGGAAGAGAAAGAGGUCGCCUCCUCAGCUCUGGAAGUCGCAAAAUAAUGGUCACACCGGCGAGCAUGUCGAGCAUAGCUUCGACGAACAACGGCAUAAAGCGAUCGAGCAGUGGGAACAGCUCGAUUGACAGCGUUCACGACGCCAAGCAACCCGCGAGAAUUCCGCAAUCGCGUCUUGCCGCCUUGGAGGCUGAGCCCCGUUUGUAUCGGGACGGUUCAACGCACGGCGCCGGGGGUCGAAUAACCCGAGGAAUCGAACUCCAUGGCAGCCGGCAUCGCUAUCCGAGCAUGCGAUCCCUCAAAUCCACGGCCGCCGAUGACCAUCAUCAGCACAAUCAUCACCCGGCUACCAGCUGGGCCUCGAUAAUUUUCUCCGACGCCGCGAGUCAGUCGGGAAAACCAUUCCCAGACUCCGUUUCCAUACGAUCCCUCGCUUCCAUAGGUAUGGGAUCUUCCGACGGUCGUAAGCUAACUAUCCGCAGGGUACCUACUUCCCCGUCUGAACUACUCAACAUGGUACAUCCUCCAACACCCAUUGAAGAUGACCUCUCGACGUGCAGUAGUUACGACGACGUGGAUGCGGAAGAUCCUGGGGAUUACAGGCAACCAAAGAGGCCUCAUUGGGCCAACAAGGUGCAAUUUGUUCUAGCUUGCAUCGGUUACUCUGUCGGCCUUGGCAACGUCUGGAGAUUUCCCUAUUUAUGUUACAAGAGUGGCGGCGGAGUAUUUCUCGUACCUUACUUUCUGAUAUUAAUAGUAUGCGGUGUCCCGUUGCUAUACAUGGAACUUGCUAUCGGGCAAUUCACACGUCGAGGUCCAAUCGGCGCCCUGGGACAAAUUUGCCCUCUAUUUAAAGGGGCCGGUUUGUCGUCCGUAGUUAUUUCAUUUCUAAUGUCCACUUACCAUAAUGUGAUAAUAGCAUAUGCCAUUUACUAUUUUUUUACUGCGUUCAAAGAUGUCCAACCAUGGUCGGAGUGUAACGAUACAUGGCAUACGAAUGCCUGCUGGACACCUGCUAUGCUAAAUACAGACAAUCGCACACGACCAAACACUUCCAAAACACCGUCAGAAGAUUUCUUUGAAAACAAGGUACUUCAGAUCAGCAGUGGCAUCGAAGAGCCUGGAGCGCUGCGGUGGGAAUUAGUUGCUUGCUUGGUAACUGCCUGGGUAAUGGUUUACUUUUCCAUUUGGAAAUCUAUCAGGUCGUCGGCACAAGUAAGAUACCUUACGGCCACACUACCGUUUCUGCUCAUCAUCGUAUUUCUCACACGCUCUCUAACCCUCGAAGGCGCGGAUAAGGGUCUUCAGUAUUUUUUCAGACCACGAUGGGCUCUGCUGGCAGAUGCUAAGGUCUGGGUGAAUGCAGCUGCCCAAAUCUUUAACUCAGUGGGAAUCGCGUUCGGGUCGAUGAUCUGUUUUGCAAGCUACAACAAAUUCCACAACAAUAUCUUGAUAGAUACGGUUGCUGUAUCCCUAAUCAAUGCGUUCAGCAGUCUACUUGUUGGAAUUUUUGCCUUUGCCACAAUAGGCAACAUCGCACGCGAGCAGAAUAUGUCCGUCGAAGAUGUCCUCAGUGAUGGUCCUGGAUUAGUCUUUGUCGUUUAUCCCCAAGCUUUGGCAAAAAUGCCAGCGUCUCAACUAUGGGCCGUAUUAUUUUUCUUCAUGCUCGUCUGCCUCUCACUCAAUAGUCAGUUUGCAAUCGUGGAAGUCGUCGUAACAUCGAUACAAGACGGAUUUCCAAAUUGGAUAAAGCGCCUGUUACUUUGCCACGAAAUCCUGGUUCUCAUAAUAUGCGUUGUGUCAUUUUUGUUCGGAUUACCAAAUCUAACACGGGGUGGUAUAUUCUUCUUUCAACUGAUAGAUCACUACGCUGCAUCGAUUUCGAUAAUGUUUUUGGCAUUCUUCGAAGUUAUAGCCAUAUCUUGGUUUUAUGGUGUGCAGAGGCUGUGCAGUAAUGUCAAAGAAAUGACCGGACGUAUGCCGUCUAUUUACUUUCGGUUUUGCUGGCUCGUAGCUGCUCCUCUUUUAAUAAUGGCUGUGUGGGUGUUUAGUUUAAUUGAUUACGAGCCUCCCACUUAUCACAAUGGCGCAUACAUUUACCCCUGGUGGGCGGAAGCCAUUGGGUGGGGCAUUGCAUCGCUUUCUCUUGUAUGCAUUCCUGCGGUUGCCAUUUAUGUGUUGAUUCGGGCCGAAGGCGACACUUUUCUCCAAAGAUUAAGAAAGUCGAUAAAACCGGACUUUGAAGCAUGCAGGAUUUGCGGACAGGAAUAUUGCACCGAGCCAUUGCACACUAUGGACGAGGACUCAGGAAAAGAACCUCUACAUGAAUUGAACAGUUUGAUACAGCAAAAUUCCACUUAUAUUCCCCCGAAAUCGGAAGUAUAAGAUCAAAAUUGAAUAUAAUAUAGCUUUUCACAGACAUUGGCAUGUUGGAAAAAAAUGUAGUGUCCUUUUCUCGACUUAUCUUGUAAAUCUGUUGCGAUUACUCUAAACUGCUCGUCUCAAGAUCUGGACUGCGGAAAACAAAGUUUAAGAGAUGCGCUUUACUUUUCGAUUUUGUAUUAAUAAAAAAUAAACGUCGGCAGUAGUUGAAGUGAGUAUCGGAAAGUUUCAAAUACUCGGGCAAAAUGCAUUUUCAAGGAUGGUUUUGACCACACGAAAAUUAGGCGAGAGGAAAUGGAAAUUAUGCUGCGCCAAAUCUUGUGAAAAAGACAGAAAAUCGGAAGAAUAAAAGCGGGUCGUUUCACGUAGUUGAGACACAGAAUAAUAAGACGAUUAAAAUACCACGGAUAAAUUUUUGAUAUGACUUAUAAUUUGGGAUGGUAGAAUAAGAAUAAGGGAUACUAAGGUUUGAGAAUGAAGAAAAUGGUACCGAUUCUUUAUUUGAACAGCCUUCUUCAAUGUGUCGAGUAACAUUAUUCUUAACGGAGAUAAAAGCAAUAGGAGGAAACAUAGUGAUUGGGUAGCGUAUAUUGGCACAACAUAAUUUAUUGAUAAUGAUAUUAAUAUAAUUUCAUUCUUUUUAUUGUAAUUUCUAUACCAGCGAAGACUUUAGUUUUCAAAUUAGUUGCACAAUAUACAUAAUUUCUAGUAGAGUAUAAUCGGAGUAUUAUAGCAAGUUGCAAACGAACAACUGAACUUUGGGUAUUUAAUAUCUUGUGUAAUGAAUUACACAGGCUUACAAAAAAGAUUUUUCAGUGUUACCCUGAUUUUUCCGAUGAAUUUUGGUGUAUCGGAAAGUAGAAUCAACGAAUAAAAUCAUGAUUAUAAUAGACUGACGCUAGUUUUUAUGUUGUUGCAGUAUUGUAAGGAGGGAGAUAGUUUCUGGUAUAAUCAUGAUUUUAUUCGUAAAUUUUGCGUUCUCAAAUAUCAAAAUUUACGGAAAAAAUCAGGACUACAAAAAAAAAUUUUUUUUCGUUAAUCUUUGAAGCAUUUUUUUUUUUUUUUUUUUUUAUUGGUAAACUUUAAAUAAUGAAACAAAAUCGAAUUUUUCAUCUAAAUAUUGAUUUUUUUCAGUCCAAUAUGAAAAUAUCGAUAAAAUAAAUAACUAGAGCCAGUUUCGAAAAAUUGCGCUUACUCCUAGGUCGUUGAUAUCGAAUCUUACUAAGACAACUCAAAUAUCGAGAACAACAAAACCACUGUUGAUCAGUGUUAUUCUAGUGUGAAGAAGUCAAGCAAUCAGCUUUCUAAAUGUAGAUGUAACUGUAACAGUCUGAAGUAAGUAAUUCUCAGCAUAGCCAAAAAUGCGAUUACCAAAAAUAUCUGAUUUUUUUUGUGCACAGAUAUAUAUAAAAAUUUUAAAUAAUAUUUUCACCCAUAUUGGGGAUUGCAUAUUUCGAACAAAUUCAGGUUAUCUAAUAAAAUAUCUGCUAUUGGUAUACUAAACGUACAUUAAAAUGUAUGUCGCGAUAAAAGAACAACAUAAGCUUUGAUGUAGAAAAUACGGAGUGCGUUAUGAAUUGAAACAAUGUUCGACUUAAUUCCAUUACAUGAUUUCAACUAUGUUGCAUUCAUAAUGGGUAAAUUAGCCUAUCUAGCUGCACUAACAGCCGGAGAAUUCUAUUCGAGGUUUUCACUCUAAUAUAAAUUAUAUUAUAUAAUAUCUGCAAAUUGGUUUGUUAUGCGGUAGAUGAUUUGAAUGUGAAGUAAUCGAAAGUACCUAAUAUCACAAGUAUAACCUUACAUGUUUUGUGUAAUUUGAAUUUAUUUAUAAUAAUUUAAAGUCAAUGUAUCGUAAGCUGCAUCUUUUCCACAUUAUGACAUAUAGUUUUAACAUAGUACAACAUAUGAUUGUGAAAUGCACAAGUAGUGUUGCCAGACAUCGAAUCUAUGAACGUUGUAUGGCAAUUGUGAGACUGCCGUGCGAGAUCAUACGUUCCUAGAACGUACGAAUUUUCAUAAAUUUUUAUCAUCAAAGUGAUAAUACUUCUGCACAUUUUAGCUUUUCACUUUUCACUUCAAAGUACAUUUCAUAACGUAAUAAUUUCAAUUACUCGAUACGAAAAUUUGUUUCGGUAAUUCUAUUGUUACUAACAAUGAGAGUAUCAGACUUCCGGAUCACGGAUUCAGCUGAAACUGCUAGGAAUACUUUUACACCCCAAAAGUAUGGAGCGUUUGAUGUGUAGUUUUAUCCAUUCGGCAGUUCUCUACUAUGGUUAAAAUUGAUUAUAUUCGCUAUUCCAUACUUGUUUAAUAAUUUUCAAACGCGUGGAAUGUUUCUGAAAACUGAAAGAAUAACCUUUCAAAUAUAUGAGAUCACUUAUCAAAUUUUAAUAUUUUUAUUAAUUUUUUUCUCAAAUACAGAAUUUCAAAAAUUGUUUGCAACUCAAUAUUUUAGUAAAUUUUUUCUUCUUUUAAUACGAACAAAAUAAAAGCUCAUAAAACUGUUCUCAACUAUGGAUUUCUUGACUAAGUGUCUAAGAUUUCGAUGGUGUUGAACGACGCGAAAAAUAUUGAAUAAAUACAAAACUUUGUGAAUUGAUUCGAAAUAAAUUUUUUUGCGUGUUAAAUAAAUGGAAAACAAAACUUUUUCUUGAUAAGACAUAGUGACUUAAAAAGCAGCACCAUGAAAAUAAAAUUAAAAAAUCAAACUGACGCAUUGGAUUAUGGUUACAUCGUUCAAGCGAUCCUGCACCAUUGCUCAUAUUCAAGUCAUUAGAACAAAAUUUAUAUUUUUGAAACUGCAAAUAUCUGAUGUGUGGAAUUCCACACCUGCUAAAUUUUGAGGUGUGAAGUGUUCCACACCUACCACAGUGGUUUUGCCACUUCUACUUGGAAGUUUUCUCAGAAUCUAUGAUCCGGGGGUUUAAUACUCUUCUUGUGAGGGAGAAUGUGACACGGAAUUUUCCAAACCAGCCUCGUGUAUCUUUGUUUUUCUUAAGCCAAUCCAAAAUCCGAAGCCUUCGGAACUUGCGAUUUAAAACGGUAAUACACUACCAUAAGUUAACGUACUUUUCGAUGCGUUGCCGUAUUAUCGUAAUAUGUGACGCUUCGCGGGCGUAAAAUCCCGUUUUACGCCUACUGCGACGAAAAUUUACUUUACGUUUUCUUGUACACGUUCCGCAAAUUCUGAUAGUCGGGAAGGGUUCUUUCAUGCCACGUAUAAAUUAGGUCUGCGAUUGAGUUUGAACGAGGCUCAUUAUCCACUCAGAGCUAGUCAAGCUGAGGGAACCGGUAAAACACCAAGUAGAAUAUUUAAAAGUGUGUUUAAACAUGGAGUGUAAACAUAGCACUAGACUUCAUGUUAAUCCGACAACAUAUUCAUCCAAUCACAGAUUUAGCUGACUGGAUAAAACUUAUGGAAUAUUAAAUGCACUGUCUCAGAGUGCGCUGGAACAUUCUAUCAAGUAGUACGAACAAGUGCAAUUUUUACCAUAUCGGGGGCUAAAAACCAAAAUGACCUAACACAUGGGAUUUUCGAUUUGAUGGAUAAGUCCGCUUUUCUUCAUUUUUCUUGCAUACAUCUUUGUAGAAUCAUGAAAUGCUGAAAAAGUGUCGUUAUGCCCUUUUGAUUCUUCGCACUGGAUAUGUAUGGAAAUAGUAUAUUGCGUAACAAGGAUGCAAACUCGGUCUUUUCGGGCUGAACGUAAGUUUGUUAUAUGAGUCGCAGGUAAGCUGAAGACGAAUAUUGCGAAUACGCGAGGCAAAAAGACCGUCUGUGAGGCAUUGUAUACUUUAAUCAAUGACAUGUAUGACAUUAAUUCUCGGGAAAAUACCUGAAGACGUUGAAACAUGAAAAAUUAUUUAAAAGUUCCGAUACGACGUUCAAAAUCCUUUAAUCUAUAAUUAAACUAAGAUAAUAUGAAUAGAUGCAUAUCUUUCAUAUUUCGAUGAAAUUUUUUGUGACAAAAAAAUAUUAUGUAACAGUGACGCGUAUUAGUUAGAUCAUUCCAGUCGACAACAGUCCUUAUGCAAGGUAAAGCAAAACAAUGUUUCAGUAUAACAAAUUGAACGAACAAUUCAUGCGUUAAAAGUAAAGAUAAGUAAAGUUGAUGACAUUGCUUAAAAUAUAGAAAAUACUCAUUACAUAUUCGGUGUUUCAUUUAAUUUUCGCUCGACGCACGUUUCCUCGCUGUAGCACCACCUCACGUCAGCUAUGAUUAAUGUAUCUUAUCAUUAAUUAACUACGGCGCCCAUUUACCGCUUCUAUAAUUUACGUCUCACGUGUACGUCUAUAUAAGUUGUGAUAUGACGCUUCGUUGGACGAAACAAAAGAAUUCGAAAACAAAUUGCAUAUCUAAUCUCAUUGAAAGAGAGUUCCAUUCCAGUUAGCAUCAACGAUAAACAUCAUUUUUUGUUGCUAGAUUAAGAUUUUUCCGUAAGUCUAUGAUUGUAUGUACAUAUACUGUUGAAAUUAUACGUAAUUUUGUUAUCGAA